UCCAGAUGACAUAAUUCGUUCGGUCCGUUCAGUCAAAGGUUGUUAGAGGGUUCAAUGUUGGAAAGCAGUUCAGAAAAACACGCAAAAAAUACGUUUGUUUGCUCGUAGAAGUCAGGAGUAUUUUAAGAGAUAUUUGGUCCUAAAAGUAGAAGAUGGAAGACGACGAAGUUUGUCCUUCUCCCGUCAAACGCGAAAGAUUGAAUAGCGAGGUAGUUGCAGAUCAUCAGCGAGUAUGUGUUAUUCAACGACCAAAACAACGGAUUGAACUCAUGUCAGACGAUGAGCAAAAUAGUGCAUAUUAUUGUAAAAGAGGGCCAGUUCUAUCUGAAAAUUCUAUCAACAAUAUCCUUAAAGUUGUUUCUCUGCAGUCCUUUUCGAGUUCAAGGGCUCAACAAUCGAAUAAUGAAGUCAAUAGUCAUCGUUCCGAGUUAGGUUCCGACUCGCCACUUUCAAGCAUAAGGAGCAGCGGUGAAAGUUCACCCAGCAGCGAAGAUUCUAACCCUCAAUUUACGCCAAUACCAGAAAUUGAAAGAAAUGCGUCCAGAAAAGGUAGUUCUCGUAGACGGGGAGAAAAGGUUGCAAGCUCUAUGAAAGACGACAAAUAUUGGGAGAAAAGACUAAGGAAUAAUGCAUCCGCCAAGCGUUCUAGAGAUGCUAGACGCGUCCGUGAACUUGAAUGUCAAAUACGAUCUGAAUUUAUGGAAGAAGAGAAUCGAAAGCUUGAAGAAGAAAACAAGAUGCUUCGAGAGGAAAAUGCGAGACUUUCAAAGAUGAUCCAAGAACUAAAAUCCAGAGCAUAAGUCUUUACAUCACACCAUUCUCCUGUAUAAAAUGACUCAUUGUUCUUCGAAAAAUGUUGUGAUGUUAGCGGGGCGAGUCGUCGACACCACUAAACAUUUGCCGUCAAUCUGAAAGGUUUCAUGUAAAUAACUGUAGAAUCUCAUAAGCUACCCAGGAAUAUUUUUUACGUUCAUUAACAUUUCUGAUUGUGAAAAACUACAUCGGUUUUUAGUGUGACGCAAUCGAUACUUCUCGCACUCUAAAAAGUUUGUACUUUAUUCCAUUUAUUGGUUGAAGUAUUUUCAGUUCUUUUCCAAUCGUAAAUACUAGUACUUUUGUAUUGGAAGAGAUUUGUAAGUAAGAUAUGUUAUUAUUUUCGUUAGAAAAAUGAUAGUUUGGUUGAAGAGUCGAACAGACGGGCGAUUAUGCAAUUGGCUAUGUAAACAUGUUGACUUGGGUUGGGACUUGGUCACGGACUCGCGUCCAACUUGUCCACUUGAGCGUAUUUGUUUUCAAUCAAUACAAACACAUGUACGAUUUCUUUUUAUUACAGAAAGUUCCAAUUCAAGUCUUUUUUCAAGUUUUCUUGCUUAAGAAAGCAACUUUUUGCAAUAAUCGUUCACUCACGCAUGUAAAUAUAAAUAUCUUCAUGCCCUUCUGUAGUUCAGUUCUGUUGAACAAUGUUAUAUAAAUACAAUCCAUUCAGAAAGUAAAAGAGAAACAGAGUAUGUGA
Molecule: messenger RNA, 1513 nt
Organism: Exaiptasia diaphana
Lineage: Eukaryota; Metazoa; Cnidaria; Anthozoa; Actiniaria; Aiptasiidae
Product: hepatic leukemia factor
Exons: 1
Coding region: 153-800 (215 amino acids)
Biological process (GO): regulation of transcription by RNA polymerase II
Cellular component (GO): nucleus
Molecular function (GO): DNA-binding transcription factor activity, RNA polymerase II-specific; RNA polymerase II cis-regulatory region sequence-specific DNA binding
Source: RefSeq, a predicted model, not a curated record